GGAAAUUUUAGCAUUAAUGCAAUGAUUAUUUGCGAUCAUAAUAUGGUUAUUAGAGCUAUUGAUGCUUGUCAUCCGGGUUCUAGCCAUGACUCCUUUAUAUGGAGCAUGAGCAAUGCAAGACAGUUUGUCAUGACGAAGUAUCGAGAUGGUGAUCACAAUUCGUGGUUAUUGGGCGAUGCCGGGUAUGCUCUGGAACCUUUUCUAUUAACACCAUAUAGAAAUCCAGAACCACGUGAGGGAUUAUUUCUGUGCCUCUUUGGGGUCGAAGACGGAUUGGUUUCCUCCUCACGGGCUCUUGCGGAUGUGGUAGGCAAAUCAUCAUCGCUUAAAUCGGGCGCGGAUACUGCCUCCUCCCCAGUUCCAAAAGAAGUGGACAUUGAUAUGCCAUCUACAACAGCGUACAGUCCGGAAAUUCUUGCUACCGUUUCCUACGCCUCCGACAAAGUGUUCCAGGAUAUACGCAGUGAAAUACUGCUUGGCAAGAAACUUAUCCUCAGCGAUUUCGUGGAGCAUAUUGAGGAGCGAAAGCUGACGCAGUUUCCAGAGAAGGUGUAUAAGCCCGCUCGUUUCUUCCACAUGUUUGGUAAAUCGCUUUUGUACAGGGAACUCAUAGACAUUGUAGCACGCCUGGAGCCCAAUAAGAGUCGAUACGAUAAAUGGAUUGAGGAAGCGGUGAUCGUAAAUGGCCUUGAAGCUUUAGUAAACAAUGUGAAUCGAAAACGUACGAAACUGUGUAGUGACAGUGCGAAGCGAAUUGAACAGUAUGUGAGCGGAUUGCCGGUGGAGCAGCGGCGCAAGGCGUUCGCACAAAAAAUGACUAAUUGGGCGCUGAAAAUGAAGGGAGCCGGAAAGUUGGAAGAAAAAAUGGAGCACUUUAGAGAGUUUCUGCGCUACGAAUACUUGGAAACAACGUCAAUGUUAGAUUAGGGGAAAGGCUGGGGAGGUGAUGAGCAACUGAAUGGGUUGAAGAGUGAAGAAUAAUUAAAAGUUAGUAAUAGAGUAAUGCAAAUUAGAUCGACAUUUUUUGUAAAUAAUUACUUACUAAGAAAUAAAAUGUUGAAUAAGCGCACCUUUGCAAAAAAGAAUUCAAAUUCAA
This is a messenger RNA of Rhagoletis pomonella (apple maggot), 1096 nucleotides long. RefSeq lists its product as uncharacterized. The transcript has 5 exons. The record is from RefSeq and is a predicted model, not a curated record. Lineage: Eukaryota; Metazoa; Arthropoda; Insecta; Diptera; Tephritidae. The coding region runs from base 22 to 927 and encodes 301 amino acids.